Hordeum vulgare subsp. vulgare (domesticated barley) is the source of this 1341-nucleotide messenger RNA. RefSeq lists its product as uncharacterized. The transcript has 2 exons. Lineage: Eukaryota; Viridiplantae; Streptophyta; Magnoliopsida; Poales; Poaceae. Gene Ontology annotation, cellular component: plasma membrane. The coding region runs from base 132 to 938 and encodes 268 amino acids. The record is from RefSeq and is a predicted model, not a curated record.
CACCAGCACCAGCACCAGCAGCAGUCCACCACCCACGCAAACGCCAAAGCCCCAUUCCCCCGACCCCAACAGUUGGACGACAGGGUGCGCACGCACACUCACCCGCACGUCCAAAGCACGGGAGCGCGCUCAUGCACAUCCUGCGUCUCCUCGCGGCGCGGCGUUUCCGCCGCCGCGCCGUGUCCACUAUCAGAGCGAGCGCGACGGCGCCGGCCACGCCGUGCGGCUACAGCGAGGACGACGGCCCCUUCUUCGACCUCGACCUGUCGUGCUGCUCCGCGCCCGCAUCCAGCGCCGAGUCGAGCUCCGAGUCCGAGGACUCUUCCUGCGCCGGCGAGGUCGACUUGGUCAUCUUGCUGCAGCGGAGCUGCUCCGCGUCGCCGUCCUACGAGCGCCUCUCCUUCAGCCGCUGCGGGUGGGGGGGAGCGCCCCCGCCGGCCAAAUUCUGCGCGUCGGAGCCCAGCGACGCCGCCGCACGUUUCAGCACCAGCAGCAGGCGCGGGAAGCUGCGCACGCUCAGCUUCGGAUCCGCCAAGGCCGCCUUCUACGGCGGCCGCGCCAGCUUCUCCCGGAGCUCCAACAGCAGGCGCUCAGCGAGGCUCUUCGCCGCGUUCGCGCACGGCUCGCCGGACCAAGACCAGGAGGAGGCCAAGAGGACACCCACACCCUCAGCCGACGUGAUCAGGCGGUGCCUGAGCAAGAUCUCGAGGCGGUUGCGGAGGGUGGCGCCUGGGGCCGCUGCCGUGGAUAUCCGGCUGCGGAAGAGCCGCUCGGUGUCCACGGCGCAGUCGUCGCCACCUUGCCGGGACGACUCGCUCGUGGAGAAGCAGGACGGCAUCGCGAGUGCCAUCGCGCACUGCAAGGAGUCCAUCCAUCGUGCGUCCAUAUCGGAGGGCGACUCGUCGCUGCUGCGGUCCCGGAGUGACCCAGGAACGUAACUUGCACUCUCAUAGUUAUUUUUUCCAACCAUUUCGCCUCGGAAUCGUGGAGCAAGCGAGGCGGAAGCUUCGCGCUGAAUUUCAAUUUCGCAAAGGAAGCAAUGAAAGACGAAGUACAAAUUGUUAAAGCUUGAAGUGCAUGCGGUGGUUUAGGAAGCUAGCAGGAUCUUUAACCGUCCUCUUUUUCUUUUGUGUGUGGGUGAGCUCUUUCUCUUUGUAGUUUAGGCGUGGGGAAAGGCCGAAAGAGCUCCUUUUAGGCUCUUUUCGCCACCUCCCACAUGUACAAGCGUGGAGUUGUGCCAGUUUAAUCUUACUUUCGUUCGGUUUUUUUCUGUGCCUUCUUCAUCUUUUCGUCUUGUAACACGAAAAUAGAUUUGUAACACGACCUUUCGUGUGUGUGUAA